AUGAACCGUCAAGGGGCGAGUGGCAGUAUGUCACUGCUAAACUCCCUCUCACUACUGCUGGCACUUCAAGUCAGCUCAUCAUACGCUCAAGGACUCACAGGUUAUGGAUUGACUUCAUACGAUCCCAUCUGCGCUGAAGCAUGUCUUCGGUCCUUCACUCCACUGAUGCUGCCCUGCUCAAGCAUGCACGAUGGACACAUGGCGACUCCCCCAGCAUGUCGAGCCAACGACACUGCCUUUUUAACAUCUGUGGCUUGGUGUUUGAGUGACAACUGCGCCGAUGAAAAGUUGUCGAAGAUUGAGGGUUACUGGGAAGAAUGGAUUACAGGGAGCAAAUUUGUUCCUGCAAAGUGGUCCUACUCGGAGGCUCUCAUGGAGGUUGACCCUAAGCCACCGCGGUAUCAACUCAACAUGACAGACAAGGCACUCAACCAGACAUCAGUUCUCGCGCCAGUCACGUAUCUCAGCCAAUGGAAUUCACUCUGGGCGACGAACCAUGAAAUGAUAAUGGGAGCAAGAUAUGGUAUCAUUCUUGUUGUCAUUGCCGUCGGAAUACCUAUCCUAAUGACAUGGUCCGGCUAUCUCCCUGUCAUCCCAUUAAUCUACGACAAACUCAAACCAUACAUCCUCUAUCCAAGCAUGAUCGGCACGUACUCCGUCCGACCAUUGCCAUUUAAAUUGGGCAAUGCUCCUUCAGUUGGUCAGGGUCUAUAUAUCGCCUUAUUCAUUGCUCUGGUCGUUGUGUUUACCGCUAUCGACUACGAGCUUCGUCAGCCGCAUGCUAGAUUCAUGGGUGAACGGCGAGAACUUCUUGCUUAUCUCGUCUACCGCACCGGAGCCCUAGCAUUCGCCUUACUCCCACUGAUCAUCAUCUUUCCCUCGAGGAACAACCUCCUCUUAUGGCUCUCUAACUGGUCACGUUCGACAUUCAUCCUGCUUCACCGUUGGAUUGGGCGUACCUUCGCUUUGCUGGCUGUUCUGCACGCUAUCUUUGUUCUCGUUGGCUCUGACAAGAUGGGCACCACGGACUGGAGACGCUGGGGAUCUGUGACUGUGAUCUUCACUGUUAUAACCUGCCUUGGCAGCGGCCUCUACGUUCGAAAGGCUAACUACGAGCUUUUCUUGCUUAUGCAUAUCCUCAUCGCUGCUCUCGUCAUCAUCGGAUGCUGGUAUCACCUCAUGCUGCGAUAUGCCUCCAUCCGGCUGCACUCGCCUGGUUAUACCUCCGGCCACGAGAUCUGGCUUUACCUCGCAAUUGCUCUCUGGGGUUUCGAGCGACUCGUUCGAAUCGUGCGAGUCAUCAGAUUGGGAAUUCUCAGGUCCAAGGUCAAGAACAUCGGAGCUGGCUACGUCCGAGUCGAUGUACCAAGCGUUCGCUGGGGUUUGGAUCCCGGCAAGCACGUCUUCGUCUACUUUCCAACGCUUGCUCCCAUGCGACCUUGGGAGAAUCAUCCCUUCUCAGUCAUUCCUACAGUUGCUCUUCAACGACGUGGAACCUCACCUACGCCUGGCUCUCCAACCUCACCAGGAGCUUCCUCGGGAUUGGAAGAUAUUGAGAAGUCAACGACUCAAAUUGCAGUGGUCAGACAGUCAUCAGCCUCAGCUGAGAUCUCCGCUGGAGUGACACUGUUCAUCAAGAAGUCGACCGGUAUCACAAAGUAUCUUGAGAGCCACGAUCGCUUACUCACCUUCUUGGAGGGACCUUACCCAGGUAGCGACACACGACAGGUCCUACGCUGCGACAGACUUCUUCUUAUCGCUGGUGGUGUUGGCAUCACUAGUCUGUUUGCAUUGGUUCACAACCACUGGAACGUCAAGCUGGUAUGGAGCGUCAAAGCAGAUGCCCGAUGUCUUGUCAACGAAAUCGAGCCAGCCCUCGAUGCCGUGAGCACUGCACAGAAGGACAUUAGAAUUGGUUCAAGAUUCGAUGUUGCUGCCCUCAUCGAUGAAGAGGCAUCAGCAGGCUGGAAGAGAGUCGGUAUCGUGGUCUCAGGCCCGGGAUCCCUAUGUGAUGAUGUGCGGGCCGUUGUUGCUGGAAUUGGUCGUAACUCCAAGACUGUGUUUGAACUUGAGUCAUUUCGAUCGCUCUUCGGCUCGGCCGACUCCGUUAUCUCACAAGAUGGCUAUAAAUACAAGUGGGAUACUCCGAUUGCCCAAGGCUGUGAAGACUCGAACCACUGUCAGCAACGAGAUAAGAACACGUGGAGGAACUUCUUUAUCCAGUACCACGUUUCUUGGCUGUCCCGAGCGUGUUGCAUACAAGGGCAGGUCCCAAAAGACUCUACCGCACAUGCAGAAAGACGAAGUCUCCAACUAAACGCCAGAACAACUCAAAACCUGACACUCACCAUAACCGCUUUACACGAAUGGCUGUAUACCAAGAUCUUUUUUUUUUCAUCAUCCUUCUCGAGCUUGAUCGCAGCAUGCUCCUGGUGA
Molecule: messenger RNA, 2436 nt
Organism: Fusarium redolens
Lineage: Eukaryota; Fungi; Ascomycota; Sordariomycetes; Hypocreales; Nectriaceae
Exons: 5
Coding region: 1-2436 (811 amino acids)
Biological process (GO): iron ion transport; intracellular iron ion homeostasis; copper ion import
Cellular component (GO): plasma membrane
Molecular function (GO): ferric-chelate reductase activity
Source: RefSeq, a predicted model, not a curated record